AGAAUCAAAAUCAAGAUUUCAGAUUCAAUGGUUGGUAUAUUUUCAAGAUUCUCUGUUGGUAGAAGCAGCCAUCGACGAACCCAAAGUGCAAUCGAUGAUAAGGAAGUAUUGGCUCCAAAUUCUGAUGUUGUUGCAGCAACUACCACAACUGCAACUUCUGCUACUCAUGGGAUUGAAGUAGCUACAGAGUUUAAACCGGUGGAACACCCCGUCGAGCCUUUGGAUAACGACUUACCGAUUCAGUGUCCAUUGCCAGAACCAUCCAUUCUUAAUGAUGGAAGAAUCUGGAAGGAGAGAGUAUCCGCGUCUAUUAGGAGAAAAGGUGAUUUGCUAACUCCGAAAGAUGAGGCUGCUUCUGAGUCUGAUGGAUCCGCACCAAAACCGCCACGCCCGCCUCUGCCAAACCGUUCGAUCUUGCCAUCACUUAGUGCCCCUGAACACAACUUGCUAAAUCUACUAGAAGAAUGCAGCACGAUGCCGCCGGUAACAUCUAAGAAUGGAUGAACAAAGUUCCUUAAACUCGAUAUAGUUUAUAAGAUAUUAUCACACCGAUACAAGCUUGUUCCUCAAAACCACUCUUGAAUCUCUGUUUUUCGUUGUUUACGAUUUUACGUAUGUGUGUGCCAGAACAAAACCAAAUCAUAGUG
This is a messenger RNA of Arabidopsis arenosa, 647 nucleotides long. Lineage: Eukaryota; Viridiplantae; Streptophyta; Magnoliopsida; Brassicales; Brassicaceae. The record is from the annotation of a GenBank genome assembly.